This is a messenger RNA of Chondrus crispus (carragheen), 1414 nucleotides long. RefSeq lists its product as hypothetical. The transcript is spliced from 2 exons. Gene Ontology annotation, molecular function: mRNA binding; structural constituent of ribosome. The record is from RefSeq and is a predicted model, not a curated record. Gene Ontology annotation, biological process: translation. Lineage: Eukaryota; Rhodophyta; Florideophyceae; Gigartinales; Gigartinaceae. Bases 1 to 1173 code for a protein of 390 amino acids.
AUGAACGCCCCUGCCUUUGUCCUUGCCGCGGCCUCCCCGCGCGCAGUCCUCACGACUCGCCCCUGGCUGUGCGGCACGCGCGUCGCCACGUCCCCGUGCCUCCCGACGCGUCCCUACCUCCCCGCCCGCAUCUUCGCCUGCACGCCCGCGCCAGCCGAGGAGGCGGCCGCCCCCGCCGAGGAUGCCCCCGCCGAGAGUGCCCCCGCCGAGAGUGCCCCCGCCGAGGAUGCCCCCGCAGAGGUUGCCCCCGCAGAGGAUGCCCCCGCCGAGACCGCAACGCCCCAAGCGAGCGAGGAACCUGCAGCGGAAGUCGUCGCCGAGGCGCCUGCACAGCCAAGUGCUGAUGGUGUCGAGGCUGCUGCCGAGAGUGCGGGCGAUGCUACGCAUAGGGCAGAGGAUGCCGAUGCCGAAGACCAGAAGAAGAGGAAGCGUCGCCGCUCGCGGAAGAAGGAGGUUACCCUGCCGUUGGAGGACAUUGUCGUGGGGCAGGAGCUGGAGGGUGUGGUUAAGAGCGUCACUGAUUAUGGUGCCUUUGUUGGAGAUAUGGGCACGCCAACAGAUGGCUUGCUUCAUGUGUCGCAACUGGCGGCUGGCUUUGUAGAGAAGGUGACGGAUAUCGUCAAUGUCGGGGAUAAGGUCACCGUUCGGGUUAUGGGGGUCGAUACGGUCAAGGGCAACUUUUCGCUCACCAUGAAGACGGCUCAGGAGAUGGAGGAAAGGCGAUCGGGCGGUGGCGAAGGGAGAGGAAAGGGCAGGAGGGAGGAUCAGAAGGAGAAGUGGGACCAGUUUAAGUUCGACCAGACGGAGUAUGUUGACGCGAAGGUUACGUCAGUAACCGACUUUGGCGCCUUUUGCCAGUUUAUGAAUGCCGACGGCCAGCCGCUUCAAUCUGCACCGACAGAGGGUUUGAUUCAUAUUUCUGAAAUCAGCCAAAAUCGUGUCAACAAUGUCUCCGAUGUUCUAUCAGUUGGACAGAACGUGAAGGUCCGUGUGUUGGCCACAGAUCGUAAGAGGAAUCGUAUUUCCAUGUCACUCAAGGAGUAUUCCGAAGACGCAGAUGAUAGCAGGACUGAUUUCACUGCGGAUAUGGAGAAGGCUGCAAGCUCCCAGCCGACGUUCAAAACGUCGUUUGAGAUGGCGUUUGAGAAGGCGAAUACUUCAGAAACUCAGUGAUUUCGUGGGCGAAAAAGCGGCUCGGCUAUUUUGUGGGGAAUGCAUUGCGUAAACCGACGCUGUGGUCAAUCAACGGUGGGGUUGAAAUUUUCACUAUCAGCAUUCACUCUGGGUCGCUUUCUUCUUAUCCACCCAACGAAUAAUGCGCACUGGUGAUGGAGCUACCUCGAUAACAAGGUUUCGAACGAGUUCUCUACAGCGCAUGGCUGUGAUUCUACGACGAAUAAAAAAAGUUUAAUGA